AUGGUGGCCCAUAUGAAAAGGCUCUUGGCCGUCGCCACGACUGUCUCGGCGUCUGUACUCGAAUUGCCUGUCGUCGUCAGGGGCACCUAUUCCAGCGUCAAACUGGAUAUCGGAACACCUCCGAAGGAACACCGAUUGUUGUUCGAUACUGGCUCAUCCACGAUCUUCAUCCUCAACACCAACUGCACAGAGACCUCUUGCCCGGAUGGCAAAAUUUCGGACUACGAACGAGUGAAAUAUAACGCGUCUGCCUCAUCAACAUCUGUCGACCUGGAUAUACCUGCAUCGAUUCCAUACCUUGGCGGCAACGUUGCUGGCGGUACCUUUCAGGAUGUUUUCAGCACUACAGAGGGUGGCGUAGAGUGGAACCAGACCUUCCUCUCUACCAAUCAGAGCAGCUGGCGUUUCAUCACUGCCGAUGGUUUCCUCGGCCUAGGCUUCUCCACCAUCGCGGAGAGGAACACAACGACCUUGGUUGAACAACUGCUUUGGAACGGUCAACUGGACGCGCCGCGUUUCGGUUUGUUCUACGGAAAGAAUUUGAAGGAUGAGGGUGAACAAGAUGGUGUGCUGACCAUUGGCGGCAGCCAUGAAGACAAGUACGUGGAUGGCGAAAUGGCCUACACGCCCUUGAGGAAAGAGGCGGAAUACCAACUCUGGCGUGCGCCACUAAGGAGCGUCAACGUACUCGUUGCGCAGAACCCAUCGGAACCAAAUGCUACCGUUGAGAUCCACAAUGGCCGUCUUCCCACAACUACCACCACGGAUGGUGGCUUCCCAAAAGCCAACACAACAUGGCCAAUGUACCAGGCUGGAGCGGUUUUUGACACGGGAGCUGGACGCCUUUCCGUUCCGACCGAGAUCGUCGGCGCCAUGUACUUCAACCUCGGCUGGAACAUCACGAAGCUUAUGAAUGGCCAAGAGCGCAUGGAGUGCCAGCACCUCAACGCUUCGUGGGCAGUCACUUUGACUCUUGGUGAGGGCGCUCCUGAAGAUGAUGUGUCGUUCACUCUUCGAGGUGACGAGUUUACCGAGCCGGGCAGUCAGUGUAUGCCGCCGUUUGACGACAGCGACCAAGUCGGAUUCGCGCUGGUCGGUUCUGCGUUUCUACAAAGAUAUUACUCCGUCUACGACUUUGGUGCUGACAAGGUUGAGGAGUACCAGCCAAAGAUUGGUUUCGGAAGGUUGAAGAAGGAGUACGAUUACCUGUACCAGUGA
Messenger RNA from Alternaria atra, 1218 nucleotides. RefSeq lists its product as uncharacterized. Gene Ontology annotation, molecular function: aspartic-type endopeptidase activity. The record is from RefSeq and is a predicted model, not a curated record. Lineage: Eukaryota; Fungi; Ascomycota; Dothideomycetes; Pleosporales; Pleosporaceae. The coding region runs from base 1 to 1218 and encodes 405 amino acids. The transcript has a single exon. Gene Ontology annotation, cellular component: fungal-type vacuole. Gene Ontology annotation, biological process: proteolysis.